Molecule: messenger RNA, 2009 nt
Organism: Diorhabda carinulata
Lineage: Eukaryota; Metazoa; Arthropoda; Insecta; Coleoptera; Chrysomelidae
Product: DNA-directed RNA polymerase II subunit Rpb4-like
Exons: 3
Coding region: 272-1657 (461 amino acids)
Biological process (GO): transcription initiation at RNA polymerase II promoter; regulation of transcription by RNA polymerase II; nuclear-transcribed mRNA catabolic process, deadenylation-dependent decay
Cellular component (GO): RNA polymerase II, core complex; P-body; SAGA-type complex
Molecular function (GO): nucleotide binding; translation initiation factor binding; transcription coactivator activity
Source: RefSeq, a predicted model, not a curated record
ACUGACUUUCAGACUUAGUAAAAGUAUCAUUACAAGGAAUUAAAAGUUUCGUUCUACGUUAGUUAUUUCAUUACAAGUUUGUUACUAAAUCUAAAGUACCUAGUUACAGUUCAGUAAAUUUUCUUUCAUUAACAUUUUAAAACACGUAUCGACUAUUUUAGUUAUCUCUUUCAACUUUAACCUCAAAGGAAUUAGGUUUUGAUUUGUUUUUGUUUAGAACCUCAUUUUAAGAGCGUUAAUUUUUUAUAUAAGCUCGAAAUAAUAUUUGAGAAUGGCGAAUACUGCAACAGAUCUUACGGAAGAAGAUGCAGCAGACCUCCAAUUUCCUAAAGAAGACGACCUCUCAACAUUUUCUAGAUGUAAUAUUUUCGAUAACAGCGAUUCAACUUAUUGUGCAAAUUGUUACUGUGAAGUACAAAGUAAGUACAUUUUAUGUGAAAAGUGUAAAGUGAAUAUCUGUUUGUCAUGUUUUUCAAAUGGAGCAGAAUUUUUAAAUCAUAAAAACGAUCACGAUUACCGUGUUUUAUCGACAAAUUUCGUUUUAUUCGAAAAUUCAGAUUGGACAGCUGAAGAAGAAUUAAAACUACUCGAUUGUAUAAGUAAUUAUGGUAAUUGGAAUCUCAUCACACAAGAAUUGCCGAAUAGAUCUGUUAAUGAAAUAAUACAACACUAUGAGUAUUUUUAUUUAGAAAGGAAUGGCUGUAAAGGUUUCCCUAAAAUAAAUUUUCCAGAUGUAGCUCUAUUUCCAGAAUUAGUGGUGCCUUAUAGAUUUAGACUUGCAGAUACAGAUGAACCACCUAGAUAUUUAUCCAACACUGUUGGAUUUAAGUCUUUAGCUGGAUACAAUCCAGCAAGAUCAGAUUUUGAAAUAGAAUUUGAUAAAGGGGCUGAAGAUAUUUUAUCAAAUUUGGAAUUUGUUGAUGAGGAUGAUCCGCAUUAUGAACUUUUGACAAAAUUGCAAUGCUCUUUAGUUGAAGCUUAUAAUCGGAGAUUACAAGAGAGGCAAAGAUGGAAAAAUUUGAUUCGAAGUCAUGGACUUUUGCUAGUUCGGAAAACACACUCAUGGUUGAAAAGAUAUGAUAACACUAUAAACAAAAAUAUUUAUGAAAAAAUGAUUAGAUUCAUGCAGCUGUGCAAACCAAUGAAAUUUGAAAUGUUAAUGGAAGGAUUGCACAGAGUCGGAGAACUAAAACUUCAUAUUUCAAGGUUGAUAAAUUUGAGAAAAAUAGGUAUCACAACCCUAGCAGAAGGAAGACUAUACUUUAAAUUGAAACAGUCUCAUGAAGCAAAUAAAAAAUCACUAAAAUUGUUCAGACAAGAUCCGGCCUUGAAUUGGAAAGCUUGUAAAGACUCAAAUUUCACAAUAAUAUCAAAAUGCAAUAGACGUCGAAGUUUUGCUCCAAUAGAAAUCAGUGGUAUGCCUGGAUAUUCAAAGUUAUCUCCCCAAGAGGCCGACUUGUGCAGUACAGUGAGACUAGUACCUGUUACUUAUUUUCAAUUGAGGGACACAUUGGUUUCUGAAUGCAGAAAAAAUGGAUCCGUUUCUUUACAAACCGCUAGGAAAUUAUUGAAAAUUGAUGUUAACAAAACUAGAAAAUUGUAUGAUUUUUUGUUGCAAGAAGGUUAUAUACAAAAAACUUCAUCUUCAAUAUCAUAAAGACAAAUUGAGAACUAAAUUUUAUAGUACAGCUGUGUUAUAAUUAUGGUUCAUGGUAAAAUGGUGAAAAACUAAACAAAAAGUUAGAAAAAUUAACUUUCGUCAAGAUUCUAAAAAUUGUGGUAGACUAUGGUGACUUGUUUUUGUAGCAGUCAAUCGAAAAGAAGCUUGACAAAAGUGGGAAGUUGCCAAAACCCAAUUAUUUACCGAGAAUUCAAUACAAGAAAACUAGACAUAAAUCAAUAUUCAAAAAUUGUGGCUGUGCAAAAUAAUUGUAUCAAAUAAUGUAUAGGUACUUAUAUUAAAAUUAUAGUUCUCUUCUUAUUUAAAAAAAAUCAAAAUGUGUGAUACA